Molecule: messenger RNA, 1748 nt
Organism: Chironomus riparius
Lineage: Eukaryota; Metazoa; Arthropoda; Insecta; Diptera; Chironomidae
Source: the annotation of a GenBank genome assembly
UAAUAAAAGAAAUACGAGAUUUUCAUUCCGCAAAAAAACUUGAUUUUAAAUUUUUUUGUAAAGAUUUUUUUUUCUCCUGUGGUGAAUUUUUCAUAUUUUUUAUUUUUGUUUUAGUAUCCAUCGGAAAUUCAACAAAAGCAGCACGUUGUUGAGUGAGAAAAACGCAAAAUAAUAAUAAUAAAAAAAAAUUAUUGAGCAAUCUCACAAUGAUGAUCAUUAAAAUUGUAUAUGCAAUUACAAUUUCAUUAACGUGUCUGAAUUUGAAUUUUGUAAAAAGUGCAUCAAUUUUUAACAAUCAGUUAAAUUAUGAGGAAGUCAGAAAUAACAUCAUCGCAGCUGAAGAGAGUAUUAGAACAGGCGGAAACAUUUAUCUUUCGCCUAAAGAACAAGAAGCGGAUAAGAUUCUUUUGAGUAUGAAGGAUAAAGCUAUUCAAAAAGGAAUAAUAGAUUCUGCAAGUUAUGCACCAUCAAUGCAUUUUUUCCAUGCCAAACCUUUGAUAGAACAAGAUCCAAUUUUUGAAAUUAUUCAAAAGGUCCCAAAAGGUGGGGUUCUUCAUCUCCAUAAUUCAGCUGGAGCAUCAAGUGAUUGGGUUAUCAGAAAUUUAACAUAUAGAGAUGAAGUCAUGAUUUGUAAUCAUAACGAUGGCUAUAAAAUGUUUCUGACUGUUCCAUCCAAAUACUGCGCCAAUGAAGCUGUGCCAAUUAAUAAACUACGAGCAGAGGCAACCAAUAAAAAUGAUUUUGAUAAAUCACUUGAAAGUUUGAUUAAUUUGUAUACACACCAACCUGAGACAGAAUAUCCUGACGUUAACUCAGUGUGGAAGAAAUUUCAAAACAUGUUUAAUGUUGUUGGAGGUGUAUUUGACUAUUUGCCAACAUAUAAAGCAUACCAUCAACGAAUUCUAGAAGAAUUGUAUGAAGAUAAUGUUAUGUAUUUGGAAAUGAGAACAGGAAUGGGUGGGGUGAUUGACGAAAAUGGAAACAAAUUGAAUAGUCAAGAUAUGGCUGAAGUAAUAUUAAAAUUAGUCGAUGCCUUUAAGAAAGAUCAUCCAUUGUUCUUAGGUGUAAAGGUCAUAUUGGCAAUUCCAAGAAACUCUGAUCAAAAGUCAUUCGAACAGAAAGUGGAAAGAUUUUUGGACUUGCGUAAAAAGUAUCCAAAUUUUGUUGUUGGAUUUGAUUUAGUUGGACAAGAAGAUAUUGGAAGACCGCUUUCGUCAUAUGUUGACAAGUUAAAAGAAAUAUCACAGAAUGGUAGAUUCUUUUUCCAUGCUGGAGAAACAAAUUGGUUCAACACUGACGCUGAUGUAAAUUUAAUUGAUGCAAUUUUGAUGAAUACAAAAAGAAUAGGACAUGGAUAUUCACUUUACAAGCAUCCAGUAUUAUGGGAAGCAUUUAAAGAAAAGGACAUUGCCAUCGAAAUUAGUCCAAUUUCAAAUCAAGUUCUUCAUUUGGUUCAAGACUUACGAAACCACCCUGCUUCCUUUUAUAUCUCCGAAAAUGUUCCAAUUGUUAUUGCCAAUGAUGAUCCAGGAUUUUGGAAUGCUAGGGGAUUAAGUUAUGACUUUUAUUAUGCUUUUAUGGCAUUUACUCCAGCAGACUCAGGACUGCAAGUACUUAAGCAAUUGGCUUGGAAUUCUUUGAAAUAUAGUGCUAUGUCACAACAAGAAAGAACAUAUGCAGCAGUAGUUUUCAAGACUUCUUGGGACAAAUUUAUUAAUUAUGUACUUAGUUUAGAAAACAAAUUAUAA